AUGCGUCCGGCCCAGCCGAGUCCCCAGAAGAAGAGGCAGACACGGCGCGGAUGCGUCAUUGCUAGACGUUUCGUGUCGAUUGAACCUGCCGUCAGAGGCCCGGCCAACUUAUCACAACUCAUUGGUAACGACGCAACGAGGAGGCUUGUUAAUGCAGCGUCAUAUGCUGAACGAACCGUACUCGGAAGAGCCCUCGACCCUGCGUCCACGUUCGAAUCCUACUGUAUCUGGCAAACCCAUCAUGCUUCACCAGCCCUCGAGCCGCAGGCUCCGUCUCAGUGUACUCAAGACAUGUCCUGGCACAAUGCGAAGCAGCAUUUGCGACUGAUCGCGCUCAUUGGUCGUUUGGUGAAAUACCCCAUGGCUCGACAUGAUACGGCACGCUGCAGCCUCUCACGAGCGGAUAUUGUUCUCUGGGGAGACUGGGAGUGCUUCAAACCUUCUUUGUCUGCCGCUGGCCGAGAAAGGGUAGCUUCUAAACCCAAGGGUGCUCAUCAUCUCAUCUGCUCUGAUGUCAGAGGCCUUGGACCGGGCUAG
Molecule: messenger RNA, 537 nt
Organism: Colletotrichum higginsianum IMI 349063
Lineage: Eukaryota; Fungi; Ascomycota; Sordariomycetes; Glomerellales; Glomerellaceae
Exons: 1
Coding region: 1-537 (178 amino acids)
Source: RefSeq, a predicted model, not a curated record